Paramuricea clavata is the source of this 373-nucleotide messenger RNA. Lineage: Eukaryota; Metazoa; Cnidaria; Anthozoa; Malacalcyonacea; Plexauridae. The record is from the annotation of a GenBank genome assembly.
AGCUCCUGGAGCUAAAGUCUGGAGAGAGAAAAAUGAGGGAUUAUCUAUAGGUUGUACAUCAAAGGGAAAGAAAGCAGGUAGCAGCAGCAAGGUUGCACAUUUCAUGGUGUGUAUAUCAUAUGGAAAGGGAGUGUAUUUUUGCGAACAGUAUGAUAAAAUGGACAGCCCAUAUUUCGCUGAUUUUGUAAAAAGGAACUUUAGAAAAUUGAUUCGAAACAGUUGCAACCCGUCAGGAAAAACGUUUUUACAAGACGGUGAUCCUUCCCAAAAUUCUGCUAUUGCCAGGGAAGCAAUGAAAAAACUUGGGGUACAAGUGCACAGCAUUCCUCCACUAAGUCUGGAUAUAAAUCCAUAUCAAUUUUGCAACGGUUGA